Pteronotus mesoamericanus is the source of this 1732-nucleotide messenger RNA. Its product is annotated as antigen WC1.1-like. Gene Ontology annotation, cellular component: plasma membrane. Gene Ontology annotation, biological process: zymogen activation. NCBI's taxonomy places the organism in Eukaryota, Metazoa, Chordata, Mammalia, Chiroptera, Mormoopidae. The record is from RefSeq and is a predicted model, not a curated record. Gene Ontology annotation, molecular function: serine-type endopeptidase activity.
AUGAAUGGGCACUGCUUCCUCCAAGGACUUGCUGUUCUCCUCGUCAGUGUCCUCGCGAGUGCUCAAGGCGACGGACAGCUCCGCCUGGCGGACGGGGGCAGUCGCUGUGCCGGCAGAGUGGAGAUCCUUCACGAGGGCACCUGGGGCACCGUCUGCGAUUACAGAUGGGACCUGAAGGAUGCCCAGGUGGUGUGCAGACAGCUGGGCUGUGGAGAAGCCCUGGAUGCCAAGGUCGUUGCUUACUUCGGGGAAGGAUCAGGCAAGAUCUGGCUGAACAGCGUGGACUGCACAGGAAAGGAGUCCCACCUCCGGAAGUGCAGUUCCUGGGACUGGGGACAGCACUACUGCUCGCACAAGGGGGACGCGGGGGUCAUCUGCUCAGGCUUUGUGCGUCUGGCUGGAGGGGGUGAACCCUGCUCAGGGCGAGUCGAAGUGAUCCUAGAACACACUGGAUGGACUCCAGUGUCUGAUGGGAACUUCACGUGGCCCACUGCCCAGGUCAUCUGUGCGGAGCUGGGCUGUGGCAAAGCUGUGUCUGUCCUGGUGGAUGUGCCCUCCAGAGGGUCAGAUGAACCGGUGUGGGCUGAAGAGUUCCAGUGUGAGGGGCAGGAGCCUGAGCUCAGUGUCUGCCCCAGGGCGCCCUGUCCAGGAGGUGCUUGCCAGCACAGAGGGGCUGUUCAAGUUGUCUGUUCAGCAUACACAGAAGUGCGGCUCAUGAACAAUGGCACCUCUCAGUGUGAGGGCCAAGUGGAGGUGAAUAUUUCUGGAGGAUGGAGAGUGCUCUGUGCCUCCCACUGGAACAUGGCCAAUGCCAACGUUGUCUGUCGUCAGCUCGGCUGCGGUGUCGCCCUCUCUACCCCAGCAGGAGCCCACCUUGUGGAAGGAGGUGACCAGAUCUGGAAAGCCCAGUUUCACUGCUCAGGGGCUGAGUCCUUCCUGUGGAAGUGCCCGAUGACUGCCCUGGGCAUUCCUGGCUGUACCCACGGGAACACGGCCUCUGUGAUCUGCUCAGGAAACCAGACCCAGGUGCUGCCCCAGUGCGACUCGGUGUCUGAACCAGCAGGCUCUGCAGCCUCAGAGGACAGCGCUGCCAACUGCUCAGAGAGCAGAGCGCUCCGCCUGGUGGCCGGGGGCAGUCGCUGUGCCGGCAGAGUGGAGAUCCUCCACCGGGGCGCCUGGGGCACCGUCUGUGAUGACGGCUGGGACCUGAACGAUGCCCAGGUCGUGUGCAGACAGUUGGGCUGUGGACAAGCCGUCAAUGCCACGGUCUCUGCUCACUUCGGGGCAGGAUCAGGCCGGAUCUGGCUGAAUGACGUGAAGUGCACAGGAAAGGAGUCCCACCUGUGGAAGUGCCCUUCCCGGGGCUGGGGACAGCACGACUGCGGACACUACAAGGACGCGGGGGUCAUCUGCUCAGAGUCCCUGGCGCUGAGGGUGGUGAGCGAGGACCAGGAGUGUGCCGGGUGGCUGGAAGUUUUCUACAAUGGGACCUGGGGCAGCGUCUGCCGCAGCCCCAUGGAAGCCAUGACCUUGUCCACGAUCUGCAGACACCUUGGCUGUGGGGACAGGGGGACCCUUGAUUCUUCGGUCAAUUUUAGAGAAGGUUCCAGACCCCGGUGGGUGGAUGGAAUCCAGUGUCGGAACACUGAUAUGUCCCUCUGGCAGUGUCCUUCUGACCCUUGGAAACACAGUUCUUGCCAUCUGAAGGAGGAAGCUCAUAUCACAUGUGCAG